GAGACGAUUGCGCUAGUAGCCGGUGACGUAGCGCUUUCCUGCUCCGAUGGGACACCCCUGCCCAAAAUAAUCUGGGGUUCGAUCGAACGCGCAGCCCACGGUUCCCUUUCACUUUCAUUGACUCGUACUCUCUCUGUCCUGAACGCGUUCAUCAUAUACUCAUAUCGCCUGUCCUCCGUGCUUGCUCGAAUUGGCGAUUCUGCUGAAUCAGAAAUCGCCCGAUCCCAUCUGCCUAUACGCCACAUUAACCAGGUUGGAGGUCCUACAUAUACAUCAGAACGGAGCGAACGCAUCUCAUUUCAUAUCGGAGCACUCGAACACAAUUGGCUUGCAGUGAGACACGGAAUCAGAUAUAAUCUUUUCACCUUCAUCAGCAGCGACCGUACCACACUUUUCUCUUCCGGUCACACAGUCGCUCACAACGUCAACAUGCCUAACAGGGGACCCACGUUGAUCAAUUUGCCUCCUCCUCCCUCCGACCCUGCUACUCCGAGUGAGAUGGGUCCUGGCACGCCCAAUUCGACCACAACUUCUUUCUCCACUCUUUCUGUUGUUGCGAUCAAAGAUGGGGCAAUGGGUCAUGGUGGCAGGGGUGCAACAGCCUCCGCCAACACUCUCGAAGCAGAGCGAGCUGACCGCAUCUCGCGCCUGGCUGGUCUGGAAAGAGUCGCCACCUCGCGACCAUCUCACCUUGGUCAUCUGGCGCCAGGAUCGACCACUGCAUACAGCCAAGGAUUCGACAAUGUCCCGCAGUUCAAGGAGCGAAGUACAGUCGGUAGCGCAAGCGCAACGGGUAGUGUUGGCGGCAGGACUACCUGGGCCAGUGGAAGUAUUGACUACGAUGCGGAUAAGAUGAGCGAAGACCAGGAAGAUGGUGUCUCCAGCACAGGCGGCUUCAGUGACGAAGACAAGGCCAGUCUGGUCGGCUUUGGUGAAGGUGCGGGCAGUACUGUUAGUGGCCCAGUAUCAACCCCUUACAACAUCCGCGGAACUAUUUCUCGGCAAAGCACGAAUGUUAAUGCGCCUUCAACUCCACGCACGAUGCCUGCUGCUGGAUCAGGACAGAGCACACCCAUGAGCGGUGUCACACCCAGUGCUGGCGCCGGCGGCAUGGAUCCGAAGUUUAUGGAUGGAAUGAGCUACGACCAUGAUAUUGUCGAUACAACAAUGCAAACGCCACCCGUCGAAGAGCCUACGCAGGAAGGUGGCUAUUCCGGAAUGGGUGCUGAGGUGGCAGAGCAUAUCAUGCGGAACAAACUAAGAGAUUCUGAACAUUCCCAUCAGCCGGUGGGAAUGACAGACGGGUCUAGGUUGGGCAGCUUUCCAUUCGAGAGAGAGUAGCGUGUGUUUUCCGAUCCGUGUCGAAGAGACCCGCUUGAUCUGCUUAUGGUGUUCCGGUUACAUGUGUGAGCUCGAAGGAUGAUGGUCAUGUGGGAAUGAAUUGUACGAUAGGGCGUGAAUAGGCACGGCGAGGAUGACGGAUGCUGAAAUGAUU
Molecule: messenger RNA, 1495 nt
Organism: Exophiala viscosa
Lineage: Eukaryota; Fungi; Ascomycota; Eurotiomycetes; Chaetothyriales; Herpotrichiellaceae
Exons: 2
Coding region: 430-1341 (303 amino acids)
Source: RefSeq, a predicted model, not a curated record